AAGAACAGUGCGGUUCAACUUGAUAAAGAGACGCAGCAAGAAAUUGGUGAGGACACAGUCAUCGAGCCAACGCACCUAUUGCCCACCUCCAUACUCCUCCUUCUUCUUCAUUUCUUGCCUCAAAUACCGCGACAGGCUCAUUCCUCGUCAGUAUCGCCACUAUGGGCUACUCGGAGAGUCGCUCGGAGAGCGUUAGCUCGAAAGGCAAAACAUCAUACGGCCAUGAACUCGAAACAGUACCACUACCGGAAAAGAAAAUCUACACAACAUGGCCUGAUAUGAUCAGGCAUUGGCCUAAAACAACACUGUGCAUCGUGUCCAACGAAUUCUGCGAACGAUUCUCAUACUAUGGAAUGAGAACGGUCUUGACAUUCUACCUGCUUAACGUACUAAAGUUCACCGACUCACAAUCUACGAUCUUCUUCAAUGGAUUUACUGUGCUUUGCUAUACCACACCACUUCUCGGAUCAAUUGUUGCGGACGGAUACAUUGGAAAAUUCUGGACAAUCUUCUCUGUCUCAAUUCUAUACGCAAUCGGACAAGUCGUGCUCGCUCUCGCUUCUACUAAGAAUUUUCAAUCUUCAGUUCACCCAUGGAUGGAUCUGUCUGGAUUACUGAUCAUUGCGUUCGGUACCGGAGGAAUCAAGCCAUGUGUGUCUGCAUUCGGAGGAGAUCAAUUCGAGUUAGGACAAGAAAGAAUGCUCUCACUCUUCUUUUCCAUGUUCUACUUUUCCAUCAACGCAGGAUCUAUGAUCUCUACUUUCAUCUCUCCCAUCUUCAGAUCUCAACCAUGCCUUGGACAAGAUUCCUGCUACCCAAUGGCUUUUGGUAUUCCGGCUAUUCUUAUGAUUGUUGCAACACUGGUAUUUAUGGGAGGUUCAUUUUGGUACAAGAAGAACCCACCAAAGGACAACGUGUUCGGAGAAGUAUCUCGUCUUAUGUUUAGAGCUGUUGGAAACAAAAUGAAGUCAGGAUCCACACCAAAGGAACACUGGCUCCUUCACUACCUUACUACUCACGACUGUGCUCUUGAUGCAAAAUGCCUCGAACUCCAAGCUGAGAAAAGAAACAAGAAUCUGUGCCAAAAGAAAAAAUUCAUCGAUGAUGUCCGUUCCCUACUCCGUGUUCUUGUCAUGUUCUUGCCAGUACCAAUGUUCUGGGCACUUUACGAUCAGCAAGGAUCUGUCUGGCUCAUUCAAGCUAUUCAAAUGGAUUGUCGUCUUUCUGACACCCUUCUCCUUCUUCCGGAUCAAAUGCAGACAUUGAACGCCGUGCUUAUUCUUCUCUUUAUCCCACUCUUUCAGGUCAUCAUCUACCCAGUCGCUGCCAAGUGUGUCCGACUUACACCUUUGAGAAAAAUGGUCACUGGAGGGCUUCUCGCGUCACUUGCCUUUUUGAUCACUGGAUUUGUUCAACUUCAAGUCAAUACUACUCUUCCAACUCUCCCGGAAGAAGGAGAAGCAUCAAUUAGUUUCUGGAACCAGUUUGAAACUGAUUGCACCAUUACCGUUAUGUCUGGAAUUCACAAGAGAGUUCUUCCCCAUGACAAGUAUCUUCACGAAGAUAAAAAGAACAAGUCUGGAAUUUAUAAUCUUUUUACAACAAAAUCCCCCGCAAAAGGUAAUGGCGAUUGGACUCUCACAUAUGACCUCAGCUAUGACGGCGCUUGCGGAGAUACAUCAAAAUUGGAGAAAACUGUUAAAGUGACUGCCAAGAGCAAGAAGAUCAUCUACGUUGGAGUCGGAUCAUUUGGAUAUUACCAAAACACAGCUAACACUGAUAAGCCAACUGAUGGAACUGGAGAAUUCUCUAUGGGAAUUGUCACUGUAUUCAAUUCUUCAUACGGAGGAAACUUUGCCAUGUGCCGUCAAAAUACAAGCGACUUUGAUGUUAACCAUCCAUGUAAUCCAAGACAUCCUGCUGACUUUUACUUCUGGGAAACCGAUUAUAAUAGUCAUACCGAUGACAGAGAUCAAAACGCUACAAUUACUGGAUCUCUUAGUUCCCAACCGGCUGUAACUUACAAGCAGAAAUCUGUAAAGCCAGGAUAUUGGCAGUUGUACUACCUUUUGAAUACACCAAAAGAUGUAGACCGGCAGACUUACAACAAAACAGCAACACUCGUUGCUCCAACAAAUUACGGUUUUCACAGAGUUAAGCAGGGAGGUGUGUUCAUCUAUGCAUUGACCGGAACAUACGAAAAUCCAAAGAUCCACGAGCUUCAAAUUGUACAGUCCAAUAGUGUGUCGAUUCUUUGGCAGAUUCCACAAAUCGUUGUCAUCACGGCAGCAGAAAUUUUGUUCUCAAUUACCGGAUACGAAUUUGCAUAUUCUCAGUCUGCCCCAUCAAUGAAAGCUCUGGUACAAGCCCUCUGGCUCUUGACCACUGCUGCUGGAGAUUCCAUCAUUGUAGUCAUCACAAUCCUUAACUUAUUUGAAAAUAUGGCCGUCGAAUUCUUUGUCUAUGCUGCUGCGAUGUUUGUAGUUAUUGCCAUCUUUGCUCUUCUCUCCAUUUUCUAUUAUACUUACAAUUAUUAUACAACUGAUGAAGAGGACGGUGAAAUUGGAGUUGAUGAUGAGGAAGAAAUUGAGGAUCACAAUCCACGAUAUUCAAUUGAUAACAAAGGUUUCCAUCCGGACGAAAAAGAUACUUUCGAUAUGCAUUUUUAAUUAAAUCCUAAUAUGUAUAAAUUUUCAAUUUUGUUUUCCUAAACCUACUACUGUUGCUUUCCCUUAUUGUGACAUCGUGAUAAAAUUCGUUUUCACUUGAAAAAAUAAAUAUUUCUAAAAACUUUG
Caenorhabditis elegans is the source of this 2795-nucleotide messenger RNA. RefSeq names its product Peptide transporter family 1 (gene pept-1). Gene Ontology annotation, cellular component: apical plasma membrane; membrane. Gene Ontology annotation, biological process: transmembrane transport; oligopeptide transport. The record is from RefSeq and is marked reviewed. Gene Ontology annotation, molecular function: oligopeptide transmembrane transporter activity; transmembrane transporter activity. Lineage: Eukaryota; Metazoa; Nematoda; Chromadorea; Rhabditida; Rhabditidae. Bases 162 to 2669 code for a protein of 835 amino acids. The transcript has 14 exons.